Molecule: messenger RNA, 714 nt
Organism: Oikopleura dioica
Lineage: Eukaryota; Metazoa; Chordata; Appendicularia; Copelata; Oikopleuridae
Source: the annotation of a GenBank genome assembly
AUGACCGCAAAAGUGAUUUUUCGGCAGCUUUUUGAAAAAGAGAGUUCGACUUUUUCCUACCUACUCGGCUGCAAACGAACGAGAAAGGCGAUUUUGAUCGAUCCGGUGGACAUAACCGCCGCCCGCGAUGCGGAAAUCAUCAGAGAUUUGAACCUGAACCUUGCCUACGCGAUCAACACUCAUGUGCACGCAGACCACAUCACAGGCACUCACAAUCUUCGAGCCCACUUUCCAGAGGUCAAGACGGGACUUGGAUCCGGCGCGAAAAUCGCCAAAUCGGACGAGAAAUUUCCGCAUUUGCAUAUUCUCACUGUCGGAGAUAUUUCGCUGGAAGUCAGGCACACACCUGGGCACACAAAUGGUUGCGUAACUUAUGUCGAGCACAAAAUGGGCUUAGUUUUCACAGGCGAUGCUGUACUUAUUCGGGGUUGUGGAAGAACUGACUUUCAAGAAGGAUCCGCAGCAACCCUGUACAAAUCUGUAAUGGAGCAAAUUUGGACUCUUCCUGAUCACUUUAUGAUUUAUCCUGCCCACGACUACAAAGGCCGAACAGUUUCAUCCGUCGACGAAGAAAAACGACUCAACCCCCGAUUGACGAAGAAAAAAGACGAAUUUAUCCAAAUCAUGAACAACUUGAACCUUCCUUAUCCAAAGAAAAUCGACCUUGCCCUCCCCUGGAAUAUUAACUGUGGAGCAGAACCGCUCGAAAAAUAA